AUGGCGGCGGCGCCAGCGGUGUGCACCUCGCAGGGGACCCCGCCGGGUGCACCGUCCGCGCCGGCGGCCUCGCCAGCACCCGCGGCAGGCCUGGGCCGCUGCCGGAUGGCGCUGCUGCUGGCCGUGGCGCUGGAUGUGGCGGGCAUGGCGGCGCUGCUGACUGGCGUGUUCGCGCAGCUGCAGGUGCGCGGCCGCGACUUCGGGGACCUGCUCAUCUACUCGGGCGCGCUGCUGGUGUUCCUGAGCCUGCUGGGCUGGAUCCUCUGGUACACCGGCAACAUCGAGAUCUCGCGCCAGGAGCUGGAGCGCGACUACGGCCUGCGGCCCUCGGCGCUCGCCCGCCUGGCGCGCAAGCUCUCCCGCCGCUGGUCGGCGCCCGCCGCCGCGGGCCAGCGCCCCGCGCCCGGCUCCCGGAGAGCGCGCCGAGCCGCCCGCGCGCCCCCGCCGCCCGCCGCCGGCUCCCGCCGCGUGCGCCUGCAGCUCGCCACGCUCGAGGCCGGGCCCGGGGCGGCGGGCGCGGGCAGCGAGUGAGGCCCAGACAACCCCUCGGCUCCAGCUGUCAGGACCGGACUGAGAUGUGCAGCUGCCCCUACAUCCGUGGCCAGACGGACGCUCCCUGUACCCCCUCCCUCCUCACUUGGAUAAAAAGCAGAUUUGCCUUA
Messenger RNA from Pan troglodytes (chimpanzee), 662 nucleotides. It is a transcript of the gene TMEM238, whose product is annotated as transmembrane protein 238. Lineage: Eukaryota; Metazoa; Chordata; Mammalia; Primates; Hominidae. The record is from RefSeq and is a predicted model, not a curated record. Bases 1 to 531 code for a protein of 176 amino acids. The transcript has 2 exons.